AUGGGUGACGGCGAACGCGAUUGGCGCGAACGGUUUCUGGAGUUGACGCCGAGCGCCGUCGUCGAGGCGGCGACAGAGAUGCGACGGUUGUUGACGGUCGUGGAGUUGACGCGAUACAUCAGCGCGCACGGAGGUGGAGAGGUACCAUCGAAUGUGUCGACGUCGAAAUGGUUCGCCAAGACGAAGGUGAGGCGAGAGGAGUGCCCGUUUUGUAAGAAGGCGUUCGUGGCGCACUACCUGGCGGCGCACAUUGCGACCAAGCACACUGGGAUUAAGCCCGUGGAGUGUCACUUCAAAGGAUGCAGUGAAUGUUUCGUGACGACGAAAGAUUUGGAUCGACACGUGGCACUGGUACACGAGCAUAAGCACACGUGUAAGUUGUGUGGGUUGCCGUUUUCGACAAAGCAAGCGAAGGAGAAACACGAAGCGUUUGGGCACGCGGAGGGGAAAAGCGUGGCGUGUCCGGUCGCCGGAUGCGGCAAGAUGUUCAAACACGCUGACAGUAUGCGCGCGCACGUGAUGCAGUUUCACGGCGAUGAUAGCGAAAGACGAAUGUACCAGUGCGAGCACCCAGAUUGUGAUGAGACGUUCCGCACCAAAAGGGAACGCACAAAGCACAGUAAAGAGGUGCACUCGUCAACUUUUCCGAAAAAGCGAAGGAAACCUUCGACGCAGACUCGAUUGAAAAGUCCGACGAAGAUGUCUCGAUGGCUCUUAGAUGAAGACGACGACGAACCGUAA
Molecule: messenger RNA, 741 nt
Organism: Ostreococcus lucimarinus CCE9901
Lineage: Eukaryota; Viridiplantae; Chlorophyta; Mamiellophyceae; Mamiellales; Bathycoccaceae
Exons: 1
Coding region: 1-741 (246 amino acids)
Biological process (GO): regulation of transcription by RNA polymerase II
Cellular component (GO): nucleus
Source: RefSeq, a predicted model, not a curated record